Medicago truncatula (barrel medic) is the source of this 857-nucleotide messenger RNA. RefSeq names its product ubiquitin-conjugating enzyme E2 28. Bases 237 to 683 code for a protein of 148 amino acids. The transcript has 4 exons. NCBI's taxonomy places the organism in Eukaryota, Viridiplantae, Streptophyta, Magnoliopsida, Fabales, Fabaceae. The record is from RefSeq and is a predicted model, not a curated record.
AAUAUGGCAAGCAGCAUCCUUUAUUCUUGUAAUCUUAUCUUCCUUUUCUUGAGGAAUAUAUGCUGUACCCACCUCCAUUGGUAAAAAAACAACAAAUGGAGCUCUUGCAUUGAUUCCUUUCAUUGUCUCUUCUCCAACACCCACUAUAUGCUCCAAUAAAUAUGCCUGCAACCUGUUUUAUUUCUUGUAAUUUGCUAGUAUUCUCCAAUCCAUACUGAGAAGAGAAGCACUUGAAUAUGGCGUCCAAGAGAAUAGUUAAGGAGCUUAAGGACUUGCAGAGAGAUCCACCAACCUCAUGCAGUGCAGGUCCAGUCGGCGAGGACAUGUUUCAUUGGCAAGCAACUAUCAUUGGUCCAAAUGAUAGUCCCUAUGCUGGUGGUGUUUUCCUUGUAACCAUUCAUUUUCCUCCUGAUUAUCCCUUCAAACCUCCCAAGGUUGCAUUCAGAACCAAGGUAUUCCAUCCCAACAUUAACAGCAAUGGCAAUAUUUGCCUAGAUAUACUCAAAGAACAAUGGAGUCCUGCUCUGACAAUAUCCAAGGUACUGCUCUCCAUAUGUUCUCUGCUAACGGAUCCAAAUCCUGAUGACCCUCUUGUACCUGAAGUUGCUCAUAUGUGCAAGACAGACAGAGUCAAGUAUGAGUCCACUGCUAGAAGCUGGACUCAGAAGUUUGCUAUGGGAUAACAAUCUCUGUCCUCUUGUCUCCUUCAAUACUUUUUUGUUUGAAUUGUAUAAGACGUGGCCUUGAAAUUUGGGCAGUGCUGAACAACAUGCAUACAUAUAAGAAUUUUUCUCAAAGUUUGUAAUUGCUGCACGCUCUAUAUGAAUAAAUUCUACUCUCUUUUGGUGCUUUUCUUA